UCAGCAAGCUGUCACCAUACCGGUGUCGCUCCACCCGCCGGCUGUUGCUGUAACACACGUCGUUGGUGCCCCAGCUGAUAUCAACGUUAUUUCAGAAAAUGGCCAAAAAGCGGAGAGAAAGACGAGAGACCGACGGUUUGUCCUCGGCACAGGAGGAGGUGAAGGCGAAUGCUAAUGAUUCACAGGGACUGAAAGAGGCUCAGCAUAUUGCAGGGGGCUCAGCACGUAUGUCUCUGCUGAUUCUGGUCUCUAUAUUCACCUGUGCUGCCUCAGUCAUGUACCUGGUCUACAGGAACUUCCCAGAGCUUCCAGAUGAUGAAAUGGAGAAAAUCAAGAUCCCUAAAGACAUGGAUGAUGCCAAAGCUUUAGGAACUGUGCUGUCCAAAUACAAAGACACAUAUUACACCCAAGUGUUGGUGGCCUACUUCGCGACAUAUGUUUUCCUGCAGACAUUUGCAAUCCCUGGAUCGAUCUUCCUCAGCAUCCUGUCUGGGUAUCUUUACCCUUUCCCCUUGGCUCUUUUCUUAGUCUGCUUGUGCUCUGGUCUGGGUGCUUCCUUUUGCUAUCUGCUGUCAUAUCUGGUGGGCAGACCCAUGGUCUACAAAUAUCUCUCAGAAAGAGCACAGAAAUGGUCGCAGCAGGUUGACAAACAUAGAGAUCAUUUAAUCAACUACAUCAUCUUCCUGAGGAUAACCCCCUUUCUUCCCAACUGGUUCAUCAAUAUCACCUCACCUGUCAUCAAUGUGCCUUUGGGGGUUUUCUUCAUUGGUACCUUUCUCGGAGUGGCACCGCCAUCCUUUGUAGCAAUCAAUGCAGGCACAACACUGUACAAACUGACCACAGCCGGCGAGGCUGUGUCCUGGAACUCUCUGGCUGUGCUCGGUGUACUUGCUGUGCUCUCCAUCUUGCCGGUCUGCUUCCAGAAAAAGCUGCAGAAGAAACUAGAGUAGGACGCCAAAAACCUCAGCACCUCAUCUGCUGGCUGAUCCCGACAUCCCCUUCCCUCGGCUCAGGAACAUGCAGCUGUCAUUCAAGUUGCUCUGCCUCAGUCUCAUACACAGCUGCUGGUGGGAGAGUCUCUGCCCACCGCCUCAACAAGCAACUCACUGACCACAGAACGCAUGCAGUGGUGGGUUGUUCCUGAUGAGGUAUAAACUGGCCGCUGCUGGCACAUGUUUUUUGGUUUCUCUGAAUUCUGUUGUUUAUUGUGGCUCAUCUUGUAAAUAAGAGAAAUUGUUUUUUUUUUGUUUUAAUUUAAGGCACUGCUCAUUAUUGUAUGAUUCUUGACAGACAUUUAAAGGUGCUACUUCUAGGAUGUUAAAGUAAAACAAUCUGAUGAUUGGAUUUAAAAAAAGAAAAUGCAGGAACCAGUUGCUCCAUAUGGCCUGCUUUCUGUUGGGGAAACUGUUUCUCUUUUCUUGGCAGUAACUGUUUCCUGUAUGAAACCGCUUGCAAACAUCUUUUUUGUUUAUUUACUGGAACAACCUUUACCAUUUCUCUUCCUUUGGCAGUAGCAUAACAAUUACUACAUCCUGUUUGUAGCACCUUUAACAGUCCAGUGUGUAGGAUUUGGGAGAUUUAUUGGCAGGAAUGGAAUAUGGUGCUCAUAAUUAUGUUUUCAUUAGUGUGUAAUGACCUGAAAAUAAGAAUCGUUGUGUUUUUGUUACCUUAGAAUGAGCCCUUUAUAUCAUUAGAAGGACCGGGUCCUCUUCCACAGAGUCCUCCAUGUUGCACUGCCAUGUUUCUACAGUAGUCCAGAACGAACAAACCUAAUGCUGGCUCGACAGAGGGCCUUUCACAAGCUUUGUUGUCACGGUAGGUUCUUCUAGACACUUGGUAAGGGAGGGGUAAGGUGAGUAGUGUUCAGCUGGUUGCCAUCUGUUACAUCACCACUAGAUACCACUAAAUCCUACACACUGGUCCUUUAAGUUCCACUCGCUUUAUAUUAUUUAUUUUAACAUGCUUGUGUCAUACUUGUUCAACCCUAAUGAAGUGUACCACCACAGCAAUAACUGUCACACUACUGUUGAAAGUGGAUUUUAGUUUUUAAAAAUUACAUUUUGAUACCUGGAGCUUGCCUUGGCAAAGAUGUGCAGUGAGAGGAAAGAAUGAACCUGGCAAAUGCGUCUUAUGUUGAUAUGUGGGUGAGUUCCCAUGUUCUUCCUCGAAAGGUGCCUGUGUUCACUGCCAUACAAUAACCCCUUUUAUUUUCACCCAUUUCUGUUCAUAUUAGUUGCCUAAAGCAGCUAUUUGCACUGUAACUUGUAAAGAACAGACUUAGCUGGUGUAAUGUUUUCUCACAGUACAACUUAUUUAUCGCUUAUUUAUUUAAGAUGCAUGAAAACCAGAAAAGUUAAAAGCCAGACAGGAUCAUCUUGGCUUGUAAAUUUGAUAAAUCCAAGGAUGGGUUCUCAAAAUUUGUAUAUGGAGGUAUUGUAAUUCUCGGUGUGUACACAGAUUGGGUGCCCGUGUCUACCCUAUUAUAAAGUUUGCUAUUCCAGUAUAGAACUGGACAUACCAUGGAUGAUACACCAGUGUCUUCAAUGCGACUGCCAAUGGCCUGAGGUAUCCAAGCCUUAUCUUUCUUUUUACUGCUUCCAUUCUUCACCAGGAGAUACUAUGAUGCCUGAUUUAUGUUGCUAUUUUGUGUUCUUGAAAUUAUUUUAAGUGGCUGAUUAUGUCUUGUGCUAUGAAAUCUUUCUGAUUUUCUUUUUCAUUUAGAUAUGUUUUGGGUUUUUUUUUUUUUUUGUUUUGUUCUUUUUGCCUGUGUACCAAGGUAACUUGUUGCUGUUUAAAAACUCUAAACAGUUAUCAGAGACGUUGAUGCAGUGAAUGUACAUGCAGGAAACUUCUUCAACAGACUUUUCUUUAAUCUCUUAAAAUUGCACAUAAAAGAGGCAGUCAAUUCAGUGCAUUUUAGGUUUCCUGUUUUUACUUUAAUGUCUUAUUCAAUAGAUUUACAGUCAAUUUAUGUGACAUUUGAGUGGUUCUACUGUAUGAGGAUGCUAAUGUCUGGGCAUAUGCUCUCAUUUUUUGUAGCAGGAAGCAACGCUACUUCAGUCAAGUACAGCUGAGUUGGUUUUUACUGUUCGUACUGGUUUAUGAGAGAGCUGUGUUUGUACACUUGAUUGUUGUUUUGGAAAAUGCAUCUUCCAAGGUGGUAAUGUCAAGUGGUGAAUGCUAUAAACUGGUCCUAAAAAUGUAUUUUUUGUCCUAAUAUGUAAAUAGAACUUCUUGGAAGUUCUCCAUAAUACUAAAUCUGCCAAGAUGAUAGAUUCUAAUUGAUUUUUUUUCUAUUUCCUAACAUAUUUAAACCUAAACCUAUUCUAACCUUCAGGCUGAACAUAUUCAAAUUGGAUAUAUUAUUGCUGUUUAUUUUGUCCAGUUACCUAUCAAAGACAUAGCGAGAUCAUUCUUGUGUAACUUCUGGUAACAUUUCAAGAAGCAGUAUUAUUUUGUACUGAGCAGUGAUGUAUUGCAGUAUGAAGUGUUUACAGAUUGCAAAUUUCUGUUCUAUCUAAUCAAAUUUCUGUUUUUUAAUAUUUAUUGAUUCAUUAAAAUUAUCUUUACACAAUGUGA
Chelmon rostratus (copperband butterflyfish) is the source of this 3579-nucleotide messenger RNA. RefSeq names its product transmembrane protein 41B (gene tmem41b). Gene Ontology annotation, cellular component: endoplasmic reticulum membrane. The transcript has 7 exons. Lineage: Eukaryota; Metazoa; Chordata; Actinopteri; Chaetodontiformes; Chaetodontidae. The record is from RefSeq and is a predicted model, not a curated record. Bases 99 to 950 code for a protein of 283 amino acids.